AUGGCAUACCCUCUCCUAAAAGACUUUGACCCGACCGAGCAUACAUUACCAGGAAUAUUGGAUCAUUAUGCUCAUCUUCGACCAGAUGCUGUCUUCGCAGAGUAUCCCCUAUCCCGAUCAACGUAUAGCCAGGGAUACCGCAAGAUAACCUACCAUGAUCUGGCUAAUGCUGUCAAUGGAGUUGCCAGAUGGCUGAUCCAGAACCUCGGAUUGGGCAACGGGUCGAUGAAACUAGCCUACAUCGGACCGAAUGAUAUGCGAUAUGGUGUGCUGACACUGGCAUCCAUUAAAGCUGGAUAUUCGUGCAAGGUUAUCAUUUGCCCUACACCACGCCCCACACAUACUGUCAAAAUUCUAGAGGGAGACGAAAUGUACGUGCUGGACGUACCAACAACACAAGAGCUACUCGACACAGCUUAUCCACCCCUUCCAUACUCAAGGUCUCUCGGAGAAGUUUUGUCCGAACCCCUGUUGACCAUCCAUACCUCCGGCUCAACAAGAUUACCCAGACCUAUGACAUUCACGCAUGAUACGGCAAAGAAGGGAAUGAAGAUGCAUUCCUUGGAUGCCCCUGAGGGAUACGAAAGUCUGAAUAAGAUUUACUAUGGGAAGCGAGUGUUUCUAGUUCUUCCUCCUUUUCAUGGUGCGUGCUUGGCUAGCCUACUUCUAAAUGCCCUACCAUUCAGCACUGUCAUGGUUGCUCCACCUUCAGCAGCGGUCCCAUCAGCCUCGGGGUUGGUGGAGGGUAUAAAGCAAAGCAAGGCUAAGGUAGCCAUCGUUCCUCCAUCGAUUCUGGAAGAGCUGGUACAGGAGCCUGAUCUGCUAGAAUACUGUGCCCUAAGCUUAGAUUGUAUUAUCUACUGUGGAGGAGACCUCCCACAACAAGUAGGCGACGUGGUCGCAGUCAAGAUCCCCUUGUACAACCAAUACGGUUCGACGGAACUAGGCCUUGUAUCCAUGAUUUUGUCCAAUUCUUACCGCAAACGAGAGGAUUGGAAGUAUCUUGAAUUUCAUCCAGAUAUGGGCUUACAGUUUCGAUCCACAAUGAAUAAUCAGUAUGAACUCUGCAUGGUUCGUCAGAAACUCGUGGAAACACAGCAGAUUGUCUUUACAUACCCUGAUUUCACAGACACAAACGAAUAUGCAACAGGAGAUCUUUUUGAGCGCCAUCCAUCACCCGAGAAGUCGAGAUUGUGGACCUGGAGUGGCCGGCGAGAUGACAUUAUCGUCCUUACCAAUGGUGAGAAGAUGAACCCGGUCGGCAUGGAGCACUGCAUUAUAUCUCGCAGCAGAGUGAUUACGGGAGCUCUAGUUACAGGGUCACAGCAUUUCCAGCCGAUACUAUUGGUGGAGAAAAAGGAUGAUGUAGGUGAGUCAGAAUCUAAGGAUCGUGACGCAUUGUUGGAAGCUAUAUGGCCCAUCAUCCAAGAAGCGAAUCAAACCGUUCCCGCAUACGCACGCAUUGAGAAGACCCAUAUCUUGUUUACUCGAUCUGAAAAACCAAUGAAGCGUUCUGCAAAAGGAGCCAUUCAACGCGCAGCGACGGUUGCAUUAUACCAGCAGGAACUCGAAGCACUUCAUGCAUCGAUUGCACUUGAUACCUCUGUUGAAGAUGGGGAAUGCAUUCUUAAUUCAGGCCAGAUGUCACGCCCCGAAGCAGUGGCCGAUUUUAUCAAAAACGCCAUCAGAGACGUUACAUGGUGGGACCACUUAGACGAGAGCGAAGAUCUCUAUGUUCGAGGAAUGGACUCCCAACAAACUUUAAGCGCAGUACGAAUCCUCAGAAGAGGCUUUCCUGGCACGGGCGUUUCUCCGGCCAUGUUGUAUACAAACCCAUCUGUUGCAGCUCUAACAAGGGUCUUGAUUGAUAAGAGCUGUAAUAACGGCAAGGGCAACCAACAGUCUACGAUCAGUAGAAGACUCGCAGAAAGAUACCUUGCUCUAGAGAUGUAUCAAGAAAUGAUCGACCGAAUUCCGCGGGCGGGGCCUUCGCAACGGCUGCGCGAGGGGCAUUAUGUUCUAAUCACCGAUAGUAUGACCGGGGUAGGACCAUACAUUCUCGAUACGCUCCUCAAACAUUCCUCGGUCAAGCAUAUUUACUGUGUUACGAAUGUGGAGGAUGGUCGCGCAGAACAGCUAUAUGCUAAUCGAUGUCGACACCUUAAUAUUAAUCUGGAUCCGCAAAAUGUGACUUUUUUGAAGGUAGAUCUGUCCCAGAAGGAGCUCGCUCUAACGCCCGGUGGUUAUGGGAAUCUCCGAGGAAGCGUCACUAUGAUUAUUCACACUGCAUGGGCCAAUAACCUCGUUUGGUCCUUCUCCUCAUUCGAACCGCAUCUAAGAGGCCUAGUGAAUCUCCUUGAAUUCUGUACAGUUGCCAGAAACCGCCCAAAGCUAUUUUGGGUGUCUUCUAUGGCCGGGCCUCUCAAAAUACAUGGCGACUGUGCAACCGUUCCCGAGCAAACUGUGCAAAUGAACCGUCCUAGCAUCAACAGCUACGGUGAAAGCAGAUACGUUGGGGAACAAAUCCUUCAAUAUGCACAUGACCGUCUUGGACUGCAGAUCGCUAUUGCUCGCCUUACUUACGUUCCAGGCACAAUCGAAAGCCCAUCUGUAUGGAGCGAGAACGACUGGUUAUCAGGCCUGAUUGCCGCUUCGUUGCAGAUGGGCACACUGCCGGAUUCUCUGGGACAACGAUGCAGUCACGUCGACUGGAUCCCCAUGGACCUACUAUCACACGUUCUCGUCGACCUUCUAAUCGAGGAUACUCCUAAAAAUGAUAUGGAAGCAGGUCAAGUGGGUGGUAUUACCACCCCUUCACUUCACGUAUUUCACCCCGUAAACCUUCACCCCAUCGACUGGCGCGCCGUUCACGAUGUCAUCAUCGACGAGACACAGCACAUUACUACACGGAGACUCAAAUCUGUCACAUUUCAGCAAUGGAUACAGCGGAUCCAAAAUGAACAUGACGCUCAAAUCUCCAGUCCGGAUAACGUACACAACCGAAACUUGGAUGGAGAGGCUGAAGCUCCAGACCCGCCAUCUUGGACGCAAAAGCUAUCAGGUGUACAUUUAGCCAUGCGUAUGUUGGAGUUCUAUCGAAAGGUAUUCGCCACUGAUGCAGUCUAUGGCUUACCGGCGACAGAAAAAACCGCCAAGUCCAGUGCUAUUCUCAGAAGCAUUCCAGCGGUUCAAGAAGAGUGGAUCCGGAAGUGGGUGCGCGAAUGGGUGGAAGCUUUUUCCUAG
Messenger RNA from Aspergillus vadensis CBS 113365, 3243 nucleotides. RefSeq names its product NRPS-like enzyme. The transcript is spliced from 3 exons. Lineage: Eukaryota; Fungi; Ascomycota; Eurotiomycetes; Eurotiales; Aspergillaceae. The coding region runs from base 1 to 3243 and encodes 1080 amino acids. The record is from RefSeq and is a predicted model, not a curated record.